Molecule: messenger RNA, 258 nt
Organism: Metarhizium album ARSEF 1941
Lineage: Eukaryota; Fungi; Ascomycota; Sordariomycetes; Hypocreales; Clavicipitaceae
Exons: 2
Coding region: 1-258 (85 amino acids)
Source: RefSeq, a predicted model, not a curated record
AUGCGUUUUACACUUCCUUUGGUCGCUACCCUGGCCAUAGCUGCCCCGGCAGGUGUUUUCAAGCCCGAUGGCCUCCUGAAAGUCUCCAACGACGGCCAGGACAGCUCCUACGAUGCCACGAAGCGCGGCCAUUUCGUGGCGGACCCUUUGCUCCAAGUUUCCGACCAUGACGCUGCCAGCUCGUACGAGCGCAGCAACUUCAAGGCGGACCCCUUGCUGCAAGUCUCGGACAAUCCCAAUGACUCAUCCUAUAACUAG